GCAAACUUUUGACCCAUAUCCUUCACGGGCCAUAAAAAAACGCCACCGUGAGUCCUCUCUCUCCAUCUCUCCUGCGGCCAGAAUGAAUUCAAGCUCAGGUAACAGUAACAGUUACUACCAAAACAUCAAGCAGUAGCAGCAUCUCGGGAUGAGUCAAAGAGACCGAGUUAGAAGAGCACGUGACAACUCACGUGAUGUGGUUGGUGAGGAGCAAAAUGUCACUCCUUGUGCAGAGUUUGACACGGCCUCCUUUCACAAUUAUGCUCAUGUUGGUAUCCAUGAAUAGAUGAUUAAGGAUCAUGUGCGGACAAACGCUUAUAGGGAUGCAAUCUUUCACGAUCAGAGUGUGAUAGAAGGCAAUUAAUGCCAUCAUGGUUGUCGUGGAUGUUGGUUGUGGUACACGAAUUCUUUCAAUAUUUUGUGCCUAGGCUGGGGCAAAACGGAGCAUGCUGGGAAGUGUCAUCACUGCCAGAGAUCACUGGCUGAAGCAUGGAGGCCUUAUUCUUCCAUCAAAUGCAACUGUAAAUUAUCUUCCUACUUGUUGUACAUGGCACCUGUCACACAUCCAGACAGAUAUGGUGAAAGCAUUGAUUUUUGGCAAAACGUUAAUGGAAUCAAUAUGUCUGCCAUGUUGCCAUUAGCAAAACAGUGUGCAUUUGAAGAGCCAUCUGUGGAAUCAAUAUCAGGUGAAAAUGUGUUGACAUGGCCACAUGUGGUUAAGCAUGAGGAUUUCUAUACAAUUGCAAUUGAUGAACUAGAAUCUGUUACCACGAGAUACAAAUUCAGGUCAAUGAUGAGAGCUCCAUUGCAUGGCUUUGCGUUUUGGUUCAAUGUUGAAUUUGGUUGGCCUGCAGCAUCUCCGAUCAUUCCUCAAGCAUCAGUCUUGCCAACUGCGCCAUCAAGCAAUCCUUCAAUGGACGGUAGUAAGAGGAAGAAAAGAACAAAUCAAAAUGAGGCACUUGUGCUAUCCACUGCACCCGAGGACCCUCCAACACAUUGGCAAAAUACUUUGAUAUACUCUUACGACCCAAUAGAUGUGGAGCAAGAUCAGCUCAUUGAAGGAUCAGCUACAAUAACACAAAGCAAAGAAAACCUUUGAUUCAUGAAUAUUCACCUUCAAUAGAUUCAUCUGCCUAUUGAUCAUAUUUUCUUUGAUCAUUGUCAUACAGUUCUGGUGGGCGGUUCUUUGUAAAGGAGUCCGUGAUGAGGUGAUUUUCUUAAGAAUGUGUAACAGGUUUGGUGAGUCUCAACUAUUCUCACAAGUUAGUCCUACCUCAAUCUCAAGCUCUUUUGUUUGCAAAAACUAGCAGACUUUCUUUUUUGAAGGGAGCUCAAUCGAAUGUGCAGAUCCAUGAAUUAUUAAGGAAAUUUACCCUCAGAACAUGGAAAUGAAACCAACUGUAAAGACAAAUAUAGGUGAACUGAUUCGUGAAAAUUGAUUUUAAACAGUUCUUGGGAUGUAGGCUAUGUAAGAAGAGCAUGUGUUGUUACUGUUGUAUUUUACCCAUUUUAUAUGCUCACAUUUGCAAUUCUUCCAA
This is a messenger RNA of Populus trichocarpa (black cottonwood), 1538 nucleotides long. Its product is annotated as probable protein arginine N-methyltransferase 6. NCBI's taxonomy places the organism in Eukaryota, Viridiplantae, Streptophyta, Magnoliopsida, Malpighiales, Salicaceae. The coding region runs from base 548 to 1099 and encodes 183 amino acids. Gene Ontology annotation, biological process: peptidyl-arginine methylation. The record is from RefSeq and is a predicted model, not a curated record. Gene Ontology annotation, molecular function: protein-arginine N-methyltransferase activity. The transcript is spliced from 9 exons.